AUGUCGAAUACCCUGUUGUCUGCAAUAAUCAUCAAAAGGACCGCAAUACUCUCCCCCAUUAUCUGUUCUGAUGCACAUGAGCUUCUUCCCAGACCAGUGACAGUUUUGGGCAACCAUGACUAUAGAGGUGAUGUUGAGGCACAAAUGAGUCCUAUUCUUAGGGAGAAGGAUAAGAGAUGGGUAUGCAUGAGGUCCUUCAUUCUCAAUGCAGACAUUGUGGAAUUUUUCUUUGUCGAUACUACUCCAUUCGUAGAUAAAUACUUCACAGAUCCAGGGGACAAUGUUUAUGACUGGAAAGGAGUUCUUCCUCGGAAUAAUUAUCUUUCAAACCUGUUAAAUGAUGUGGAUUUGGCAUUAAAAAGUUCAUGUGCAAAAUGGAAGAUAGUUGUGGGUCAUCAUACAAUAAAAAGUGCAGGGCAACAUGGUAUCACUGAAGAGCUUGUGGUGAAUUUACUUCCCAUCCUUCAGGAAAAUAAUGUCGAUGUAUACAUGAAUGGGCACGAUCAUUGUUUGGAACACAUCAGUUGCUCCAAGAGUAAAAUUGAAUUUUUAACUAGCGGAGGUGGGUCCAAGGCAUGGAGAGGUAAUGUUAAAGAGUGGAAUCCGGAGGAAAUGAAGUUUUACUAUGAUGGGCAAGGUUUUAUGUCUGUUCAACUGGAUGAAGCUAAAGCAAAUUUCAUAUACUACGACGUUUUCGGAGAAGUUCUGCACAAAUUUAUGGUUUCCAAAGAGUUUCACUCAACUAGUUAGAGAGGUUAAAGGGGGGAUAAAUUAGCUCAAGGAGGACACUAUAACUCUCUAAUUUAGGACUUGGGAGAUUAUAAAUUCAAAAUGGAUGAUGAAUGAGAUAUUAUAAAAGUGAUCAAGGUUUGGGGGAAAAAAGGGUUGGGGUAUGUAAUUGGAUAUAAUGAAGGACAAUUAUGAAAAGUAGACCCAAAAAAUCACUAUAUAUAUGCAGUUUCAUUGUAAAAGUAAAAUGUAAACAAAAUUCACAUUUUCAUUCAUUGUAACAUGAUUUAGUACAACAAUGUUUUUCUAA
Camellia sinensis is the source of this 1039-nucleotide messenger RNA. The record is from RefSeq and is a predicted model, not a curated record. Lineage: Eukaryota; Viridiplantae; Streptophyta; Magnoliopsida; Ericales; Theaceae.